Molecule: messenger RNA, 1017 nt
Organism: Exophiala viscosa
Lineage: Eukaryota; Fungi; Ascomycota; Eurotiomycetes; Chaetothyriales; Herpotrichiellaceae
Exons: 1
Coding region: 1-1017 (338 amino acids)
Source: RefSeq, a predicted model, not a curated record
AUGGACGCUCCAAUCUUCCUGUCGCGCGACUCCUUCCACUCUCACUCAUCAACUUCAUCCACUUUCUCACGAGCACGCCAUAAUCCUAUGGACAUCUUCAAGAGACUCGGAUCGAAACGAUCGAGCAGCAAUGCAUCAGUAACACCUCGGUCAGUGCCAAAGCUACCCUCUGCACCAUUAGGCAGACGCAACAACGUCGAUCCCAGCAGUCCACAUGUCAUCACCACGCCGACUCGGAGACCCCGACCAGCCGAGAAUCCAGGCGCACCUCCUCCAUACACAGCCGCACCGUACAGCCCAGCAGACGUAGCGUCUCCGAUGCAAGUCGGCGAUGACUCACCAUAUGCUUUCCUUCGGGAAUUUGAUACGGUGUUUCUGAUCGAUGACAGCGGCAGCAUGGCAGGUCGCAGCUGGCGGGGAACAUCUGCAGCACUAAGUGCCAUUGCGCCUGUUUGCACAGCCCACGACGCUGACGGAAUUGACAUUUACUUCCUCAACCAUCGCAACCCAAAUAGCCAUCUAGGCGGUUACACCAACGUCACAACCACACAAGGAGUGCAGGGUCUGUUCCAGACCGUUCGGCCUCUCGGCGGAACGCCUACGGGCACGAGACUUAACCAGAUCCUCAAGCCGUACUUGGUGGAGGUGGCCGAGUCACUGGAACGACAGGCGCACGGCCACGAAGCCACGGUUAAGCCGUUGAACAUCAUUGUCAUCACCGAUGGCGUGCCCAGUGACGAUGUUGAGAUGGUCAUUGUUAACGCCGCGAAGAAACUUGACAAGUUCGGCGCAGAGCCAUGGCAGGUUGGUGUCCAGUUCUUCCAGGUGGGUAGGGAGCCCGAGGCGGCGGAGAAUUUGAGGGAGCUGGACGAUUCGUUGUCUGAGCAGUACCAAAUUCGCGAUAUGGUGGACACGGUGCCAUGGAAUGGAGAGGAAGGCCAAGAGCUUACGGCGCAGGGUCUGUUAAAGAUUUGUUUGGGGAGUGUGGUGCGGAGGUGGGAUCGGAAGACGGUGUAG